AGGCCAAAUCUGCCCAAACCGUUGGUGGAAGGAGGGGAGCUUGGAUUGGGCAGCUCUCGUGAUCGUGUGUGACAGUUGGCGGGGAGAGGGGGACAGUUUCAGAGGCGAUGGCUGCGGCAAGCGUCGCAGCGGCUUCGCGGGGCACGGUGGCUGCCAUAGCCUGCGCGAGCGACAGCGGAACGAAAGCUAGGCUAAGCGCCGGCAACAGGGGGCGGGGCGCGCCCGGCGGAAGUCUCGAGCGGAGGAAAGCGGAUGAGCUCUCCGGGCGCGGAAGAGCGGGGGAAGCGGGUGGGUCUUCCGCCUGCUGUCACAGUGGUAUCGGAGCAACGUUGGCCGUAGCUGAUGCCCGGCGGGCUCAGCAGCUGGCCCCGACGCCCCCACCUCUGCCGUCGGCGGCAGCCAUUGCCAGAGUAAGAGAGGGAACGAACACGGCAGCGGAGCUUGCCAACUCGCGCCAAUGGCGGAUGCCCGCGGUCUCUGUGUCGGUCCGGCGUGCGCCGGGCAAUGUAGCCGCCUCUUCCCUCCCUUUUCUCUCCGACAGCUCGGCGCGCAGCAUCAGCAGCGCUAUCCUGCGCCGCGGCGGAUCUCCCGCUCCGCUCAACGACGGGCUGAAUCACACCCUGUGGGCAAUCACCAGGCUGGCUGGCUCAUCCUUCCCGUCCUCCUCUCCGCUUUCCUCGACGCCAUCGCCGUCGAAGUUCUUGGUCCACUCCGUCGCGGAGAAGCCUCCCGCGGCCAUCUUGGAAGACGAUGACUCUGCCGUCACCAAUCGGAUAUGGUUGUCGGACGUGGUAGCCAAGAAAGAGCGCGCCUAUUUUCAACGUCCCUGGACUGGAAAGGACCUCACCUACCUCUCCCACAUCCUCCUCCUCCACGUGGCUUCUCUCGCCGCCCCCUUCACUUUCAGUUGGGACGCUUUCGCCGUCUUCUUCUCCCUCUACGUCGUCACUGGCUUGUUUGGCAUCACCCUCUCCUUCCACCGCAAUCUUUCUCACAAGGCCUUCAAAUUGCCCAAGUGGUUGGAGUACACCUUUGCCUAUUGCGGUGUGCAGGCCAUGCAAGGUGAUCCCUUGGAGUGGGUAAGUUCCCACAGGUACCACCACCUUUAUUGCGACACCCCCUUGGACCCCCAUUCGCCUAAAGAGGGCUUCUGGCACAGCCACAUCUGUUGGCUGCUGGAUGCCUCGCGCAUUGAGGGCAGAUUGGGAAAGCGGACAAACAUAGCGGACAUGGAGAACGACCCCUUCUACCAGUUUAUCAGGAAGACUUACCCCCUUCAUCUGGUGGGCCUAUCGCUUCUCUUGUUUGCCUGGGGGGGGCUGCCCUACUUGAUAUGGGGGGUGGCACUGAGGACGGUGUUUGUCUACCACAUCACGUGGCUGGUGAACUCUGCGUCGCACGUCUGGGGCUCGCAGAAGUGGAACACAGGCGAUCUGUCGAGGAACAACUGGUGGGUAGCUUUAUUGGCCUUCGGGGAAGGUUGGCAUAACAAUCAUCAUGCGUUCGAGUACUCGGCGAGGCACGGGCUGGACUGGUGGCAGUUAGACUUGACUUGGUAUGUGAUCAAGGCCUUGGAGAAGAUGGGGUUAGCUACAAAUGUGAAGUUGCCCAGACCCGAUCAGAUGUCGAGACUGUCAUUCCCUCCCUCUCAAUAAAGAAGGAAAGGAGGAGGGAGGAGGAGGAGAAGGAGAAGGAGGAGGAGGAGAAGGACUAGAUACGGCGGUGUUGGCCGGCGACGAAUGUGAUGAAGUUGCCUGGACGGGAUCAAAUGGGGAGACUAUCUUUCCCUCCCUGAGGGGGAGGAGGAGGAGGAGGAGGAGGAGGAGUUCUAGAGAAGACGGGGUUGGCGACGGAUGUGAUGAAGUUGCACAGACGGGAUCAAAUGGCGUGUCUAUCCUUUCUCCCUCCAAUCGGAAUGGGAAGGAGGAGGAGGAGGAGGAGGAGUUGGUGUUUGGUUGUUCGUAGUCUUCUCCAGGUCUCUGUUGAAGAUCAUCUUGUUUGCAUCAGCUGCCGCCGGGAUCCCGAGCCUGCUAGUGCGUAGUAGGUAUGAUCCUUCUAGCGCUAGGACUCGUCCGAAGAGUUGGGGAAUGGAAAACGUCCAGAAGGACACAGUCAAUCAACCUCUGCCUCUGUCACCACUCCAACAGGUCUAUGCUUCGCUCUUAGGAAAGACGUUGAUUUGACGAAUCCAACAUGUUGGACGUAUCCGGUCCAGAAAGCGUCCAAAUGCAUGUAGAGUGUUGUGUAGUGAAGCGAGGCGCUUGGUGAGGAGGCACACAACAAAGUGGCCACAUGUACGGCAUCUAUCAGGGAAGGAGGAGGGAGGGGGGGGGGAGGGAGGGAGGGAAGAGGGAGGGAGGCAUUCAGGGAGGAAGACAUUUGGGUGUGGGUGUGAGCUUUGAGGCUAUGUAUUGUUCACGUCCGUGCGCGGAGAUGACACGAUUUCUCAACGCAGCAGGCACUGCCAAGCGACGACAUCUUUGGCUUUUAUGGCUGGGGGCGCCGGUUCGAUUCCGUGGCUGCACGGAUGGAUCCGAAGCUAGAAAGUACUGAUCACUACCGACGAUUGCUCACUGAGGACGUACUUGUCGUCGGUUCAUCAGUUUUUGAAUUUGAUUCACUCGAGUUCAAGUCCAUUUGGGAAGGUCCUUCAUAUCUAUAUAUGUCGACGAUAUAUAUAUAUCUGUCUGAUGAUAUAUAUGUUGAUGGAUAGAUAUAGAUGUGACGAUAUAUAUAUAUAUACAUAUACAUAUAUGGACAACCCUUGGAUCACAUAGAGUUUGCGGGGUCCUAGUUCCGAACGUCAGGACGUGCAGCAGUGGGAGAUUUGCGCGAUAUAUAUAGAGUCUCGUGGUGGUGGGUGGAAUUGAAAGAAUGGGGGCAGGCAGGCAGGCAGGAAGGAAGGAAGGAAGGAAGGAAGGAAGGAAGGAAGGAAGGAAGGAAGGAAGGAAGGAAGGAAGGUAGGAGCAAAGCGUAUUAUAUAUGCAUAUAUAAUUUGACGUAUAUGCAUAUAUUCAUGACCUUGUUGGUACAGAUUCUCUGUAUCUUGGUGUGUUAUAGAUAUAUGACUAUAUAUAGGUAGUUGUAUUUGUAUGUUAGCGGAUGCGCAACUCUCUGGGCCAGUUUGAUGAUGAUGAUGAUGAUGAUGAUGAUGAUGAUGAUGAUGAUGAUGAUGAUACCCGUUGAGCAGUGGAGCAGAUGUGUAGAGGGAAAUUUCCGCCAGAGAAAUAAAUUUUUAUUUUUUAU
Messenger RNA from Chara braunii, 3246 nucleotides. Lineage: Eukaryota; Viridiplantae; Streptophyta; Charophyceae; Charales; Characeae. The record is from the annotation of a GenBank genome assembly.